Messenger RNA from Tigriopus californicus, 697 nucleotides. RefSeq names its product soma ferritin-like. The record is from RefSeq and is a predicted model, not a curated record. Gene Ontology annotation, molecular function: ferrous iron binding; ferric iron binding. Gene Ontology annotation, cellular component: cytoplasm. Lineage: Eukaryota; Metazoa; Arthropoda; Copepoda; Harpacticoida; Harpacticidae. Gene Ontology annotation, biological process: iron ion transport; intracellular iron ion homeostasis.
GUUUAUCGAGGGUGAUGUGUUCCCCAUGAACAACAGAAUAGAAGAACUUUCUCCAAAUCAGUCUAAGCACAUUAUACCUUUACUGCAAAAAGACUUGACAAGUUUCAAUUUGAAAAAUGACAUCCCAAAUCCGCCAAAAUUUCGACCUUGAGUGCGAAGGCCUCAUCAACAAACAAAUCAACAUGGAGCUCUUUGCUAGCUAACCAAAACAACCGAGGUGGUCGGAUCGUGCUCCAAGAGGUGGCCAAGCCCAACCGGAAUGAGUGGGGCACGGCAUUGGAGGCCAUGAAGGCUGCUUUGGAACUUGAGAAGACCGUUAAUCAAUCAUUGCUGAAUUUGCACGAAAUGGCAUCGAAGCAUGGGGACGCUCAUUUGUGCGACUUCCUGGAGUCAGAGUUCUUGACCGAACAAGUGGAAGGCAUCAAGGAAUUGGGUGAUUGGGUGAGCAAACUCAAGAGGGCUGGCGACGGAAUCGGUGUGCAUAUCUUGGACAAAGAAAUUGGAGAAUAAGAUUGGGCAAGCUCCGAUUGUUUGGGGCUCCUCUGUGGGUCCGAACCAUUUGUCGUCAUCUAUUUCAAGGAUACAUAAUCGGUCAUUGAGCUCAUUGCAGUUUUUUUGUAUUUAUUUACUUACCGUUACUCUAAUAUAUGACAUCAUGUCACAUUUGGUUGAAAUAAACUAUCCCAUUACCCUUUUA